This is a messenger RNA of Closterium sp. Naga37s-1, 1044 nucleotides long. NCBI's taxonomy places the organism in Eukaryota, Viridiplantae, Streptophyta, Zygnematophyceae, Desmidiales, Closteriaceae. The record is from the annotation of a GenBank genome assembly.
AUGCCAAAUAACGACCCUACCGGCGACGAUGGCGACACUCGUCGCACUCCCGACGCGUCGCAGCCGCAGACGAGCGACGACGUCGCCGGCGAUGGAAACCCCGGCGACGAAAAUGCUGGUGACGACGACGACGACACGCCCGAGGGCCGUGCGACGCAGCUGAACAUGUACCUGUCGGACGACGGCGAAGUGCUGGACCUCACUGGUAACCAGCUCAAGGACCUCGCCGGCAUCCCCCUCCCACCGACUCUCACCGAUCUGGACCUCACCACCAACCGCCUCGCCGCGCUGGACCCGCGGAUCGGUGACCUGGAGCGGUUGGAGAAGCUGUCGUUUCGAAAGAACCUUAUAACGGAUGCCGCUGCAGCGGGGCUGAAGGAUUUGACCCGGCUGACGUCACUGAAAGAGCUCGUACUGAGGGACAACCUCUUGAAGAAGGUGCCGCUCGUGUCCCCCCUCACCGCCCUCUCACUCCUCGACCUCUCCUACAAUCACAUUCACGCCAUGGCGCCCCUGGCGGCCUCCACCCUCCCCGCUCUGCGCGAGCUGUAUCUGGCGAACAACCGCAUCGGGCACAUCGAGGCGCUCGAGGGCUUCACUCAACUGCGCCUGCUGGAGCUGGGGUCCAACAAGAUAAGGGAGAUGGAGAGCCUGUCGCACCUGUCAUGUCUGGAGGAGCUGUGGGUGGGGCGCAACAAGAUCAGGGAGGUGCGCGUGGCGGGGCUCACAGCGCUGGUGAAAAUCAGCGUGCAGAGCAACCGCCUCACCUGCAUGCGCGGAUUCGAGUCGUGCACGCGGCUGCAGGAGCUGUAUCUGAGCAACAACGGCAUCAGUGUGAUGGAGGGGCUUGAGGCGCUCACCACCCUGCGCAUCCUGGACCUCGCUGCUAAUGCCAUCUCCCACGUGCAGGGGCUAGAUACCCUCACCAGGCUCGAGGACCUGUGGCUGAACGACAACCGCAUCAAGUCGCUCUCGCAGCUCAUGGCCGCUCUGGAGGGGCCCAAGGCGUCGCUUGUCACACUCUACCUCGAGCGCAACCCCUGC